Messenger RNA from Punica granatum (pomegranate), 3679 nucleotides. The record is from RefSeq and is a predicted model, not a curated record. NCBI's taxonomy places the organism in Eukaryota, Viridiplantae, Streptophyta, Magnoliopsida, Myrtales, Lythraceae.
GUUCACUUGGGUUUUCUCUUUUUGAUAGUUAUGGAACACAAGCCAAGGUUAGGAAUCAUGAAUGGAAGCAAGGUUGGUAGCUACAUUGUGCUGCGCGUAUAUGAUCAUCCUCUCACGGAAAGAACCUAUCGACACACAGUUGAGGACUAUAAGUAAGGUAACCCAAGGAUCCUAAUUCCCAGCAGCAAAGAAGAACCUGCAACCUUAGAAGAGAAAACGGAAAUAGAGAAAAGAGAGCUUGCUUCUGGUGAAUAAAUGGAGAGGGAUAGGGAGAGCCAGCCGAUUUAUAUAGUGGCUGAUGCCGUGGUGGUGAUAAUGAUAGAGAAGCUGAGGAAGCUCAAGUCGGCCGAGGAGGAGAUGUGCCCCGUGCUGAAGAGUCAGGUCGACAAAGUGAUCCCAAAGCUCAAACGGGUCUAUGAGUUCUUGAAGUACGAGGGCAAGAAGGAAAGCCAUAUUGAGUGGACGGAUCGCCUCCUGCGGGUCCUCUACGAGGCCGAGGACAACAUCGACAUUUUCUUCCGCCGGAUGGUCCAUUUGGAGCAGGCGACUAUCGUACCCGUUCUCGACGUGCUCGAGCCACUGUUGUGGAAGGGCAUCCUCUUGCGGAAGAUGAGGCUCUUCCUCAGCAACGUGACUCGGGUACUUGAGGACCAACACCUGGACUCAAAAGGGGCUGGCACUGAUUCGAGGUAUUCCAUCCCCAACGAAGGGCGCCACCAGUACUACGACCGGUGGAGGAGAGUCAAUGCCGACCAAGAAGACGCAGCCGAGAAAAUUGGCAUAUUCCGUGAUCAUCGCGACAAGAUCAUCAAUAAUGGUGGUGAGUGGCUCCAUUGCUGUGCGGUCGUCGGUGAAAAAGGGUCCGGGAAGACGUACCUCGCCUGGAGGAUUUACAACCUACCGGAAAUCAAGAAGCAUUUCCCAUGCCGAGCCUGGGUACACGUCUCGGAUGAUCGUGCACUCAAAGAUAUAAGGUACGCGGUCCUGAAGCAGAUCUCAAAACAGGUGUUGAGGAACAGCGAGCACAUGGACGACGAGGAGGUGGAGCAAGCUCUCCAGAAGGAACUUUAUGACCAGAAUUACCUCAUAGUGUUGGAUGAUUACGACCACACUGAUUCCUGGCAUGCGUUCAUGUGGUCCCUUCCCUUCUACAACAAAGGCCGUGUCCUGGUCACGACCCGAAGCUUGCCAAUGGCAGAUAAAGCUGACAGUAAGAUCAAACUAGAUAAUUUGGGGGAGGAGGACACUGUGAAGCUCUUUAAGGAGAAAGUGCGUAGCUCGAAAAUCAACUUGCAGGAUAAGGACAUCAAGAAGAAGAUCUUCCCAGCGAGUGGGGGCUUGCCCCUCAAGAUCGUUCUGCUAGGCGGGCUAUUGAUGAACCUUAGUCGUGAGACUAAGAAUUGGCAUGACGUGAUCGAGAGAGAACAGAGUCUCACCGACAUACUCACUUUGAGUUACAAUUACUUGCGGCCGGGAGAAAAGCCAUGUUUUCUUUACUUGACACUCUUCCCUAAAGCUACGCCAAUCCCGGUACGAAGGAUAAUACGGUUAUGGCUUGGCGAGGAGUUGCUGAUGGGUCAGCGCGAUGACGGGCUCCCCAUGAAUCCCGAAGACCGGGGGGAGAAGUAUCUGGAGGACCUGAUACUGAGCAACAUGGUCGAAGUGGUGACUUGGAAGCCCGAUGGGACCCCAAGGACGUGCCAAGUGGUGACACCUAUCUAUGAUAUGUUCCGUCCCCAAGCGGUCUCCCUUGGCCUCCUCCACAUCCACGACCAAAAGCCAAAAGAUUCCGGGCCAACUCAGGCGGAAUCGGACAGGUUCAAAAGGCGGCAGUCCAGCGUCCGUUGGCUCACAGAAUACUCCAACAUCAAGAGCUUCGGCUGGUCGGACCCUUACUACAUCAAGCGAAUGCGUUCCUUCAAUUCCUUUUACACCCGGAAGGGAAUCCUCACCAGAGACCUAGGUAAGUUGCUCCGAGCCGUGACUUCGCACAACAGUCACCGGCUCCUAAGGGUACUCGACCUGGAAGGUGUUUACAAGCCCUACUUGCCCGGCACUAUCGAGAGGUUAGUCCUCUUGAAGUACCUCGGGUUGAGGUCGACGGUCCUUGAUUCAUUACCCAACUCCGUCGGCGAUCUCCCACAACUGGAGACCUUGGACAUUAAGAACACCAAUAUAGUCCUUCCGGUUUCCCUUUGGAAGUCUAAGAGCCUCCGGCACCUCUACUUGAAUGGGUUUCCCGUUGAUCCAUCGAUCCUCAACCGUUGCACGAGCUCAGGGUUCUUACCAGACCUUCGAACCUUGACUGGGCUAUAUGUGAGCAGCAUUGAUGACGACUUAGUGAAUGGCCUGAUGAAGUCCUUGAGACACCUUACCAAGCUCGGGAUCAUCUCCCAGUGGAGCUACAAGCUAGGGAACAAUAUAGCCCGGUGGGUUCCCAUGCUGACCAAUCUUCAGUCUCUGAAGCUGGGCAUGAUUGAAAAGGAUAAGGAGUCGAAGACCAAAACAGAUAAAGAAAAGGAUAAGGAGUCGAAUACCAAAACAGAAAAAGAGAAGAAUAAGGAGUCGCCCCCGCCUAGCCUUCCCUCCAUGCCCGAGCUUCGCAAUCUGUUCGACCUGUACCUGCGCGGGAGAUUCCAAAAUGUGGAAGCAAACCAGCUGCCUUCAUGCCUCAAGUUCCUCACGCUGUCCAAGUCCGAGUUUUCAGAGGACCCGAUGCACAACCUCGGGCAGUUACAGCAACUGAGAACCUUGAGGCUCUUAGCCAAAUCAUACGUAGGUACGGAAAUGAGGUGCUCAAAGGAUGCAUUCCCGAGCCUCCGGGUUUUGAAGCUCUGGCAACUCACCGAACUGACGAAGUUGACUGUGGAGCCAGGCAGCAUGCAUAAACUUAAAGAGCUCGAAAUUCGAAAGUGUCCAAACCUUCCAUUCGAAGGGAUCGAUAGUCUGAAGCAUCUCGAGUCACUGGAGGAACUUAUUCUCACAAAUAUGCCCAAUGAAUUUUUCAGGGAUUCUGAGAAAAAACUGGAGCAUUGCCAUGUCAUCGAAGUCCAGGGGCCGCCAGAAGAACAUGACGAGGGUAAGGAUGCUUCGGAACAAAUGGCUGAGGAGGAUAGCGAAGAUGAGGAGCCAUCCUCUUUAAGUUCCCGUGCUGAUCUUAGAGGAGACAAUACCUUUGCUCUCUUUAAUCUGUGAUAGGUAAAGCCUGAUUUACGUUUGUUUAAUAAGCCCCGACGGAUUUGUGCUGUGGUUGGGCUGUUCCAGUGGGGCCGGCAGUCAUCCAUUUUUUUUUUCCAACUAUAUAUCUUCAAAGUUCGUGCCGGUUUCGGUUUCAUGAUUGAAGAAUCGGAUUGUAAUGCAUAGGCUUGAGAUGCAAUUUAUCAGUUAUCAAAUUCGUUUGCAGUUUCCUCAGAAGGCUUUUUCUGAAAGCUUGUACCAACCACUCCCUAUUUGCUAAUGGGUUCAAGUAGAAUUUAGAAAGCCGAAACACUUUAAAGGAUCAAAUUUCAAUUGCCACAAGUCUCCGAUCUCCAGUAAAUUUACAAAGCCUUUCUUUUGUACAAAUGUUACCAACCACAUCAAUAAUCACAGGCCGAAGAACACUCUGCCUGUUAAUAGGAUAGCCAAGAAACGUGACUUACAGAUCUAACUUGCAACAGAGACAACUCGGAAGACAAGC